UUGUUUCAGAAAAGCGAGGUUGCCCAUUUUCUCCACGUCAUUGGGCAAGAAUUAGAAAGAAAACUCAAACAAGCAGGAAUGGUUACGAGUUCUGUUACACUUAAACUUAUGAUACGCAGUUUCGAUGCUCCGUUUGAAACUGAGAAGUAUCUUGGACAUGGGAAGUGUGACACACAGAAUAAAACAGUAGCUUUGGAUCAUCCAACCGGGUGUGCACAGAAUCACUACUCAGACCGAAUCUGCUUCCAUCCCGAAGAAGCACACGGCUCCAUUUCUCAUCGGUUCGUUCGCUAUGCUCCUGGCACCACCCUAAACGGUCUCACCGAUUCGCGAGGGUCAAAGGAACACAGGAUACGACUCUUGGACCUUGCCGCCGUCUUCUCCGGGGAGUGCGAACUUAGUAAGUACAUUAGAGCCUGGCGGGCUAAUCGCUGCCGUCGUGGAUUGUAA
This is a messenger RNA of Haemonchus placei, 450 nucleotides long. NCBI's taxonomy places the organism in Eukaryota, Metazoa, Nematoda, Chromadorea, Rhabditida, Trichostrongylidae. The record is from the annotation of a GenBank genome assembly.